This is a messenger RNA of Oryctolagus cuniculus (rabbit), 5731 nucleotides long. NCBI's taxonomy places the organism in Eukaryota, Metazoa, Chordata, Mammalia, Lagomorpha, Leporidae. The record is from RefSeq and is a predicted model, not a curated record.
GUUCUGCUUGCUGUCCCGCCCCUCGCGCCCGUGCGCCGCCCUGUGACGCAGGGGAGGGGCCUAUUUCCCAGCAAUCUGUGCUCCGCCUGGCGUGGGCCAUUUUUGAGCUCCCGAGGGUGGGGAACGUAGUUGUCUGGUGGCCGGCGUGUGGCUCCUGUGCGUGACCGGAGGAGGUGCGGCUUUUACCGGAGGUCUCUGGCCGCAGGGCGUAGAGUGGACUUCCCGCCUGCCCUGCACGCCUGGUUAGCUGCCGGCUUCCUUCCCCUGGAUUAGGAGGCCCUUGUUGUGGUGUAGCUGGUAGAGCACUGCCUGUGAUCAGGCACCUGGAUCGUGUUCCAGCUGCUCCGCUUCUGAUCCAGCUCCCUGCUAAUGGCCUGGGAAACCAGCCCUGCCACCUGGGACCCUGCCACCCACAUAGAGACCUGGAAGAAGCUCCUGGCUACUGGUCUCAUCCUGGCCCAAUGCUGGCCAUUGUGGCCAUCUUGGGGGUAAAUCAGCAAAUAGAAGAUCUCUCUGUGUUUCUCUCUUUCUCUCCAACUCUUUUAGAUGUCUUUUUUUUUUUUAAUAGAAUUAAUACCAAAAAAUCCAAGAUGAACAAAUGCUAGAGUUCUUAGUAAGACAUCUCCAGUAACAUACCAAACAUUAAACAAAUCUUUAGCAUACAAAAAGAUCCCCAUGAUUCUGGUUGUUAUAGAGGCACUCUGUUUGCAUUGUAACAUUCUACUAGUUUCAGUUACCAUGCUUUCAAACAAAUAAAAGUUGUUGUUUAGAUUGAUUUUCAUUAUAUUAUGCAGAAUAGAGCAAUGACAAUAUUUCUUAUAUGCUAAUAUUUGUAUAGUGAGGGAUAAUAUUAGAAUGCCUUUUGGAAGGAAAAUCUAUACCAAAAAAAUCAAGCUACAUUGCAGGAGAAUCCCAUUUUGGUCCUUGAUGAAAGAAGUUGAGGAGGCAGCAGAUUUUUAGCCAUUUUAUUCAAGAAGGAUUUCAAUGAAGAAAAUUUUAAGAUGAAUCCUAAUGAGGUAGGACAUUGUGUUAAAAUUCUACAGUCAGUUUAAAUUCUAGUUCUGCAUUGUUUAUUGGUAUGUGACCUUAGACAAAUUAUUUUUUACUUCAUUUUUAAAUUAUAAAAUAAGAGUGACAUUUUGAAGAAAAUUAAAUGAAAUUGUCUGUAUAACAUGCUUUGUAUUGUGUCAAAUAUGGCAAGUAGUCAGUUAAUUACUUUUACUGCGUCUAUAUAAAAUGCAGUCCACUAUAUAAUUUUCAUAGCUGCUUCAUGUGAUAUCAUUUGAUAGUAAUAAAAAUCCUUUGAGGUUGAUAGUUCAGAUAGUAUUAAACAAGUUUCACAAGUGAUUAAAGAAACCCAGAGAGAGGUCAAAUAACCAACACAGGAUAACCCUGACUUUAUUGGAUUGAUGAGAGCCAAAAGCCUAGGUCCUAUCCUUGUCUUAAAUAUAGCUAAUAUCUGCUUUAUCUGCUUUUCUUAAUUCCCAUUCCCACCAUGCACAUCUAGGCCAUAACCAUGUCUUGAAUAACAGCCAUAGUGUUCUAAACCAACACUGCUUUUUCCCCAUGUUGCUGUUACAGCAACCUGAAAAUACAAAUCUGCAUGCUACAGCUCUGCUUAUAGUCCCUCAGUUAUCUUCAACAUCUUAGGCUAAAAUCUAGAUGUCCUUUAUGUGCUUCCAAGGCCAAUUGCAUCCUUCCAGUGCCUGCCUCUCCAUGCUUACAACCCUUCUCUGUCUUUAUGCUCUGAUCAUUAAGAAUUGCUCAGUUCUUGGAUCACCCCACCUGCCUUUCCUCGGUGUGAAACCCUGUUUGAGAACCUCUUCCCUCCUAGCUUCACUCCAGUCCCUGUCCCUUCCCUUCAAUCCCCUCAUCACCAUUGCUGCCACUAUCCAGUGGGUGUUGAAAUAAGUAAGAUUCUUAAUCUCAAGGCACACGGUGUAGUUCAAGAGAUAAGCAGGUGACUGACCAUAAAGGAUAAUAUGUAAUAUUUAAUGCAUGAGUGGAAUGCUGUGAGCACAAAGCUGUUAACUGUUAUCUGAGCACAAAGAAGAGCUUAGAGGAGGAGGUGAGUUUUGAAUGGGAUUUUGAAAGAUACAUACAGUUGCCAAGGAUGUGGGGUAAUAAGAGUGCUUCUAGACAGACGGUAGCAGAGGGCCUGGAGUAUUCAGAGAGGUGGAGCCAUAUAAGAUAGAGGAGGAAGGUUGCAAGAGAAAAAUCCAGAAAUGUAGGUUCUCCUGAUUGUUUCAGCCUGGUUUCUAGGUUAAAAAGUCAGCACUUAAGCCGAUUAGCAAUGAGAACACGAAGUAUUAGAGAUGGAGGUAACUCAGAAGGGAAGAUGGAGAAUGAACCAGAGAAGUCCAAGGAUAGGGAAGUCAGAAAGAAGGGUGUUGAGAAGUUCACGUGGAAGGGAGUGAAAGCAGUUUUAGUACACAAAUAAGUUCUUGAUAAGGAGAGAGAACAAUUUAAAUAGCAUCUUUGUUGUAUUCUCAUUUUUGUAGCCACUCAUCAUGCAACUAAGUAAAAAGAGGAAAUACAUCAAAAUAUUGCUAUUGACUAGAUAGAAAAUUAAGAAUAAGGGGCUGGCGCUGUGGCACAAUAGGUUAAUCCUCCACCUGCAGUGCCAGCAUCCUAAAUGGGUGCCGGUUCUAGUCCCGGCUGCUCCUCUUCCAGUCCAGCUCUCUGCUGUGGCCUGGGAAAACAGUAGAAUAUGGCCCAAGUGCUUAGGCCCCUGGACUCUCAUGGGAGACCUGGAAGAAACUCCUGACUUCGGAUCAGGUUGUUGCAGUCAUUUGGAGAAUGAACCAGUGGAAGGAAGACUUUUCUGUCUCUCCCUCUUGGCACAGGUGGAAGCUUAGCCUAGACUAUGACACAGUACAGGCCCCUUGGUGGUGGUGGAAUUUUAGGUGAUUUAAAAAUUUUUUUUAUUGUCAAAAUUUUAAUAGAUUAAAUCACACGUGUGGUAAAAAAAAAAUAAGGAUGUAGGAGAGACGCCGAGUCCUCGGCUCAGUGAGCACUGCCCUGGGUGGCUGCAGUGGCAGCAGUGUAUGAAGCCGGCGUCAUCUUCCCAUCCUCUGAGGCGACAGCCCAGUGGCCCAGCUGUGAUGCAUCUGUGGCCCUGGACAUGAAGCAGUCCACUGUGUGUUGCUGUUGCCACAGGGCCAGGGACUGACGAGGGAAGCAUGGCCCUCAUGAAUGGGCAGGCAAGCAGCGUCAGCCUUGCAGCCACGGCUUCCGAGAACAGUAGAAGCUCUGAAUCAUUAAGUGACAAAGGUUCCGAAUUGAAGAAAAGCUUUGAUGCUAUGGUACUUGAUGUUCUUAAGGUUACACCAGAAGAGUAUGUGGGUCAGAUAACACUAAUGGAUGUUCCAGUAUUUAAAGCUAUUCAACCAGAUGAGCUUUCAAGUUGUGGAUGGAAUAAAAAAGAAAAAUACAGUUCUGUGCCAAAUGCUGUUGCUUUCACAAGAAGAUUUAAUCAUGUGAACUUUUGGGUUGUUAGAGAGAUUCUUCAUGCUCAGACAUUAAAAAUUAGAGCAGAAGUUUUGAGUCACUAUAUGAAAACUGCUAAGAAACUGUAUGAGCUGAAUAACCUUCAUGCACUUAUGGCAAUGGUUUCUGGCUUACAGAGCGCCCCAAUUUUCAGGUUGACUAAGACAUGGGCAUUACUAAGUAAAAAAGACAAAACUACCUUUGAAAAAUUAGAGUAUGUGGUGAGUAAAGAGGAUAACUGCAAAAGACUCUGAGACUAUGUAAGUAGCUUAAAGAUGACACCCUAUUUAGGCAUCUAUCUGUCAGAUUUAACAUACAUUGAUUCAGCGUACCCAUCAACUGGCAGCAUUCUAGAAAUCGAGCAAAGAUCAAAUUUAAUGAAUAACAUUCUUAGGAUAAUUUCUGAUUUACAGCAGUCCUGUGAAUAUGAUAUUCCCUUGUUGCCUCAUGUUAAAAAACAUCUGAACUCUGUUCAGUAUAUAAAACUGCAAAAGUUUGUGGAAGAUAAUAAUUACAAGCUUUCAUUAAAGAUAGAACCAGGGACAAGCACACCACGUUCUGCUGCCUCCAGGGAAGAUUUAGUAGGUCCUGAAGUGGGGGCAUCACCACAGAGUGGGAGGAAGAGUGUGGCCACUGAAGGAGCCUUGCCACCACAGACACCCCCAUCCCCAUGGAAUCUGAUUCCAUGUGGACAUAGGAAGUGCCAUAGCUUGGAUUAUAAUUUCAUUCAUAAAAUGAACACAGCAGAGUUUAAGAGUGCAACAUUCCCAAAUGCAGGGCCAAGACAUCUGUUAGAUGAUAGCAUCAUGAAAUCCCAUGCACCAUCUCAAGGCCAAGUUGAAAGUUCUACUCUUUCUAGUGGAAUAUCAAAAGGUAGCAAUGAUGGUUCUGAACUAAGUGAAGAGACCUCAUGGCUUGCUUUUGAAAGUUCUGCAGAAUCAGAAGAUUUGGCAGUGCAUGUAUAUCCAGGCGCAGUUACUAUUCAAGGUGUUCUCAGGAGAAAAACUUUGUUAAGAGAAAGCAAAAAACCUACUGUAGCAGCUUGGACAAAAUACUGGGCAGCUUUGUGUGGGACACAACUCUUUUACUAUGCUGCCAAAUCUCUAAAGGCUACAGAAAGAAAACAUUUCAAGUCAACGUCAAAUAAGAAUGUGUCUGUGGUCGGCUGGAUGGUGAUGAAGGCUGACGACCCGCAGCACCUGGACCUCUUCUUGCUCACGGACUCCAAGAAAGCAAAUUCAUACAAGUUUCAAGCUGGCAAUAGGAUGAAUGUGAUGCUGUGGUUUAGGCAUCUGAGUGCAGCCUGCCAAAGUAACAACAGGUUCCUACAAACUUGAUGACUUUUGAGUAGAAGCCUGAGAAAGAAGAGAGGUGCCUUGGGCUCCUCUGUGAGAGCCGGGACCUGAUGAGUGAGCGCCAGCUGUGUACCAUCCUGUGGCAGGGAGAGCUCCGGGCUCAACCCAGCCUGUGAAGUUCUGAACCAAAAAAGCACUAAAUUCAGGGAAUGAAGUGAGAUAUUCCCAGAGAACAAACUGGAGUUACAGAAUAAACUGCCAUGAACCAUGCUUCUUAUCUCUGAACUGACCUAUGGAAACCACUGCCUUAAAAGAAUGAAAGGAGGGGCUGGCGCUGUGGUAUAGCAGGUUAAGGCCCUGGCCUGAAGGGCCAGCAUCCUGUAUGUGUGCCAGUUCAAGUCCUGGCUGCUCCUGUUCUGAUCCAGCUCUCUGCUGUGGUCUGGGAUAGCAGUAGAAGAUGGUCCUUGGGCCACUGCACCUGCAUGGGAGACCAGGAAGAAGCUCCUGGCUCCUGGCUUCGGAUUGGCACAGCUCCGGCUAUUGUAGCCAACUGAGGAGUGAACCAGUGGAUGAAAGACCUUUCUCUCUGUCUUUACCUCUCUCUGUAACUCUGUCUUUCAAAUAAAUAAAAUAAAUCUUAAGGAAAACCAACAUGAAACACCAAAUAGUGCAAAUAGUGUAUGUGAAUCUUCUGGCAGUGCUGUGCUUGGAGUAGAUCAUAGUGAAUUUGCAUUUCUUUUAACUUUGUACUAAUUUUGGAGGGGGCGAAUCACCUUUUUUUAGAUACACUUAAAACAGAAACCUAUUUCUUAUGGAUCACAUCAGGAGCUGGUUCUGAACUGUGGUGAAAAGAAUUCAGUAGGGGUGACACCAGCAGCCCGCCUCCAGCAAUCGGCAGCCUUACUUGUUCUCUCACAAGAGAACGUAGGAGUUAGACAUGUUCAUAA